Molecule: messenger RNA, 10881 nt
Organism: Ictidomys tridecemlineatus (thirteen-lined ground squirrel)
Lineage: Eukaryota; Metazoa; Chordata; Mammalia; Rodentia; Sciuridae
Gene: Hk3
Product: hexokinase 3
Biological process (GO): glucose metabolic process; intracellular glucose homeostasis; carbohydrate phosphorylation
Cellular component (GO): cytosol; mitochondrion
Molecular function (GO): fructokinase activity; glucokinase activity; mannokinase activity
Source: RefSeq, a predicted model, not a curated record
GUCCUCCCCCAGUUAAUAAUUCUCAGCCCAAAACUGGGCAUGGUGGUGCAUGCCUGAAAUCCAAAAGGCUUGGGAGCCUGAGGCAGGAGGAUUAUAAGUUCAAAGCCAGCCUCAGCAACUUAGUGAGGCCCUAAGUAACUUAGCAAGACCCUGUCUCAAAAUUUAAAAAAAAAAAAAGGGUUGGGGAUAUGGCUCAAUGGUUAAGUGCCCCUGAGUUUAAUCCCCAGACCCCAGCCGCCCUGCAAAAAAAAAUUCUUAGAGCAUAGAAUAUUUGAGAGAAGUGCCCUGCCAUUUUCCCUAGGAUUUUUUAGGUAUGCAGUCUGGUAUUAGUUCCUAUGUGAUUAUUUUUUCAAAAUAGAUUAACUGGUAGAGAUGCCAGGCAUAGUCAUAUGUUCAAAAUAAUAUUGGUUUUUCUUCCUGUCAAAGGUCAUAGCAGCAAUAGUGACUGUUAUUCCACUAACAUUACUGGGGUAAUGCAUAUUCUUCCAUUACUUUGCCUGGGAGCUUCCACUGCAGAACAAAAUAUGGUCUGUCCUCAGUGUAUAAGCAGACUCCAAAAUGAGAGGUUGUGAAAUGGUAGAGGUAGCUACCUGAGGGAGAUGAACAAACAGGUAUCUUAAGAAAGCUAGCUUUGGCCCCAGCUGCUUUGAAGAUGGCUUGAGAGAUUGUAGGAGGUAGCUGUUGACCAGGAAGAGAUCUUGCGUCAUGAUAAAUGGGCACACAAUGCAGACUCUUCUGAUUUAUUGUAUCCCACGUUACCAUUUCCUUUAUUUUAAUUAAAAUUAGUUAGCCUGGGGAAGGUAGCUAGAAUGUAAGAAUCAGCACAGACGUUAAGACACUGUAUCCUGCUCUAGGGACAUUUGCACACGAGCUCCUUCAGUUAAAAGGCAGGCUGCUCACUGCCAUCCAUAGAUGAUGUCUUGUUGUUGGAUGGUACUGACAUUGCAGCUAUAUCACGUAUGUAAUAGCUAUUUUUUUUGAGCAGUUACCAUAGACCAGGUAAUGAAUGUACCUUCAUUACAUUUAAUCCUCAUGGCAACCCUAUGAAAUAGAUAUUAUAACCCAUUUUCAGAUGAGGAAACAAAGGCUCAGAGGAACAAAUAAAGCCACUCUUUGUUCAUGUCAGUAAAACUGUGGUGCUGCUACUCUUCAGUUCUAAAGAAUGCUUUAUUUUGACUCUAGUAUUCAUUAUUUUCCUUCUAAGGAAAAGUAGUUUAUCAGUUAAGUCCCAACUGCUUAACCCUUGCUCAUCAUCUUUCUCAUUAAAUGGCACUUUAUUGGAGGUAGAGCUCUGUAAACAGGGGACCGUGUUUCUCUCUCUGCCUGAAGAAAAGGGAAAGAGCUGUUUCUCAAAGGUAAAUUAUUUAACUUAAAUAUGAGCAGUUGCCAUAGAACUUGGUUCAGUGGCACGAGGGUAUGGAUCAGCCAGACCAGGAACCAAAGGCUUAUUUAUUAGUUAAUGGAGAAUGAAGGGAAGAACAAUCACUGUCCCCCACCUCAAACACACCUACCCCAGCUAUCUUCAAUAAGGGCUGCUGCUGCUUUUUUUUUUUUUUUUCCUUCCCUGUGCUAUGGUCUUACAGGGGGAGGAUUAGUGAAAAAGGUACAAGAGACAAAGUAGAAAGUGUGUCAAACCAAACCAAGUCUGCUCUCUGCUUCUGAUACAAGUUACCCAGCCUCUCUGUACUUAGUUUUCUUUGCCCACAAAAUAAGAAAAAUUAUGCUUACAUAUUUCUAAGGAUUAAUAUAAUGUAUAUAAAAGUUGUACCACAAUGUCUGUCACAUAGAAGAUAGGGAGUUAGUGGCAGCAGUUGUUACUAAUUUGACAUAAGUCUUGUGUGUCAUAAGUAGUGUUGCAGUGAGGGGUGGAAGGACCAGAGAAAGGUAGAGUGCAGAUGCAAGAGGAGAUAUUUCUGAGGACUGAGCACUCACUCAGAGGAUCUACUAUAGCCCCAUCAACCACCAGCCUGCCACAGAAAGCUUGGUUCCUGUACAUUUGGAGCUCUCCUGGGGACCCUGGGUGGUUCUUCUGAAAGACAGGAAGCGGCUAUAAUGCUGGUGUUGCCAACUCAUGGAAAGCUGGGAAGCUUCAUGAGCUUCACAAGCUAUUGCCAUAAAUUGGGAGAAAGACAGAGAUUGCUCUGUGUCAGGCAUUGUAGCUGUGUUAUUUCAUCCUUACAACAGCCCUCCAAAAGAUGUUGUGCCUGGCCCACUUCCCUUGGGCAUUCACCCUUCUACUGCAUUCCCACAGGGCUCUUUUGGAAGUACCUAUGAUGCCCUGCCUGAGGACUUCUUUUGGCUUAUGUUGGUACAUGCUAGAAGUUCCAGGGGAGCAGUGCCCUGGGGUAGCUCUCAGCCAGUGAAAAUGAAAGUUGAAUGAUAAAUACCCCGUCUUCUUUACCCCUCAGGUGGAAUAAGGUGUAUUCUAUUCUUCUUUCUGUUGAAUUGAGUGUCAGUACCUCCCAGCAACGACUUAAUUAUGUACCCUUCUCUGUUGGCAUCUUUCCCUUGCUACCUUGCUUCCAACUCUCCUGUCAGGACCAGGACUAGGUAACAGUUUCAUGUAAAUGCAGGGUUAGAACUUGAGAGGUCUUGUUACAUUUCUGCAUCCUAGACAUUUCACUUGCAUCACCCUAGUCCUGGCCCUGCUCUGGAUCUUCCCAAAUAAAGUUUUUGCCCUCAAGUUACAUCCACUUCUUGGGGGGACUCAACCUAAAGCAAAUCCUAUGGAGAAAUUAGUCUCCCGUUUUAUACAUGGAAAACAAUUUCAGAAAAGUAAAGAGUUUUUAUCACAUAGCUGGUAAAUGGGAUGGGAUUUGAAUACAGGUCUGUUUUGACACCAGAACUUACACUGCCUGUACUGUCCUACAUCUGACCUCCCACUUGACUCACACAGCCGAUGACUCCAUGGAAAUUUCAGGCUUGGUGGGCUCAUUCUCACCUGUGGGGCAGGGCAGCUUUGGUGGAGAAGGGAGGUAGAAAACGGACUGGAGGGUUGGUAGAUGGGAAAAUGUGGACACCCAAGUGGAAAGUGCCAUAUGCACCAGCAAGGCAGGAAGUGGUUGUUUAUUUCCUUCCCAUUCUAAAAGCCCUGGACUGUUGAGGUUAUGGGAGGGCCCUCUUGUUUAAUAAAAAUUAGCUGAUAGCUAUUCUGUAUCAGGUCUAGAACCAGAACUUGAGGCUCCAAAGGUAAAUAAGGAAAAUUACCUGGGAGCCCAUAGUGCAGUGGGUAAAAUGAACACAUAUAUAGAUGAUUUUAAUAAACUUGUAAAUGCAAAGAAAUUAGCAAAAUCAAGAUAAUAGGGAAUGGGUGGGCAGGCUCCCAGCUGGGGUUAGGGCCAGGAGGAGCCUCUCAAGGAAGAACUUCCCACCAUUGCUGUCUGAACUGCAGUUUAACAGAUGAGGGGAAAUUAGGUGAAAAGGUGUGAGAGUCCAAAGGGGGUGUCAUUCUGGACAAAUCGGCAUGAACAAAGGCACAAAAGAAGUAGCUUGAUGCCUGUGGGAGAGUUGUAAGGUACAUUCAGAGUAUAAAGGGCAUCCAUACUGGGGAGCCUAUGAGGGCCUGUGUCCCUGGCUGCAGGCACUGAGGGUGGAGGGCAGUAAGCUCAGAGCAGGGGGUGCCUAGCCUUUCAGCCCAGCAGCUGUACUCUAUCCCUGUUCCGCAGUUACUUCUUGGUGGUUAAGAUUACACUAAGGGACUAUGAGGGCAGCUUGUCUGGAUUUGUCCUUCUCCUUGCUGGUCAGUGACCAUCUGGUAUCUGCCCGAGUAUUGCAUCUGCUUUGCCUCUGCUACUGCCAGGGCUGUCCCAGAUGCUCACAGCAUCCCUCUACUGACUGACCCAAAGACUUUCCUUGGCACUACAACUAGAGAUCAGGACACCCACUGCCUGGUGAAAUGAGCACGGCACUUUAAGAAACACUGGCAAGAGUUCUGGUAAUGCUUGUCAUGUGUGUCCUUACCCUGGCUCAAGAGUGCAAAUGUUAGGCCCUGGGUUUAAUCUCCCAAUACAGCAGGGGGAAGAGGUACAAAUGCUGUUGUCAGCAUAAAUCACAGCUAGAGCUUUUUGCAUUCAACUAAACUAAGUUGAGAAAUGGGAAGCUCAGGCUAGGAAGAAUGCUGUUUUUGUGGGUGACAGCCACUCUGCCUUCCCCAGUGCAUCCUCCACUUCCAUUGCCUUUCAGAGCCUGGUUGGUACACAGUGUACUACAGCAGGGCUGAUGUCUGCCAUGCUUCCAGACCUAAUUGUGUAAAAGCUGAUAGAAAAGUCACUGUCCCUGGUGUUCAUCUAGUGUCAUGUGGAAGCCUUGUCCUAUAUGGUAGGGAACUGCUGAUGAGGUAGUGGUAAAGUGUCCACCAAUUUUCCUGAAACACAGAUUGUUGCAGUGUGCUUAGUCUCCUACAGUGGUGCCCCAGGGUUCUGUGCAUUCAGGACUAGUUCAACGGAAAAACAGCUUGGUGGCCAGCAGCCUUAGAAGCCUUAGACUUUGCUUCUCCUUCCAAUAAAAAGAUGCAUGGUGUGAGCCUACUCUCCCCAUUUAAGACAAAGGCUAGAUUCCUCAGGCUGGCUGUCACCUCUUCUCCCACCAUAUAUCCCCUGUAGGCCCUGGGAGCUGCACACAGUUCCAUGAAGGCACCUGUGUGUAUGUGACCUGUGAUUGCAGGUAUGCGCUCCUCUGUGAAAGGACCCCCUCUGCCAGCACACUGUUCUUUCUUCAAGACUUGGCUUCCACAGCCUGCCUAGCACUCAUUCACUGUCAGUCCCUUCCUCUUGUGUUUCUACAUUGCCUCUUACCACAUUUUUUAAAGCUGUUUGUUACACUGCAUAUUUCCCAGGCUAAGCUCCCACUCCUUUCCAGGGAUGUGCUACCACCUCAAAACUCCGAAGUGUUUAUAAAAGGAGCAGAAUUUCUAGCAUUGCAGUAGGGAUGUCACAGGAUCCUUGAGUCCAUUCACAGUUCCAGCAUCCUGUGGUCAUCUUACUUUACUUUACACCAUAGCCCUAGCUACCCUAGGUUCCUCUUAGAGCAAACUGGGAAGGAAGUUGACCUUCCUGAAUUAGUGGAUGUCUGGUAAGCAGUAGCUGAGGGAAAGGGCGGGGCUUGGGGACAUUAUAACUUGGGUCACCCUGAGUUUCACUUUUGAACACAGACCAGGUCACUGUGUGCCUCACAUUGAGAAAAGAGCUUAGCCCUGAGGAGGGUAAUCAACUGCUAUAUCUCCCAGGUGAGUGCUUCCUGUGAUUCUGGCUUGCUGCUUCCCAGCCCUAUUAUCCUCAUCCCUUCUGCUUGGCCCACACCAAGAGGUAAGUAGAAGCUCAAAAGUCUAAGCCACUGGUCUCAAUGGUGAGGGCCACUCCCACCCUCACUUGAGUUACCUUUUAGAAGGAAUGGUCUCUCAAUGUAGCUGAUUUAGUUAAGGGAAGCCAAGAAGCCCUUGGUUCAAAUUUGCAGACCCUGGGCUGGUUCUGGGGUACAGUAUUGAAGGAGACUUGUCCUUCCCCACAGGAGAUAGUUUAAUACUAGAGUUAAGGGGGGAAAUUUCAUAGUUUGGCAUAUGAUGAAUAAAUGUUGAAUGAGUGAGUGAAUGAUUGAGCUAGAUGGGCCUUUAACUGAGAAUGUCGUGUAGCCUUCAACCCUUUCUAAAGGUAAUUAAUUGCCACAGUUACCUCAUUUUAUUGUUAAAACACAUUAUAACAUUUAUAGAAUGAACAUGUUAUAGUCCCAUUUGAGAGAUUUGGAAACUGAAUGUAGGUACAUGUGAUUUGGGGGAGAUUUGUCAGAAACUGACUUCUGGUUCACCAAAUAAAAACCUCUUCUUCUGCUUCCAAUUUUAUAAAGUUGUGUUAGCACAUCCUAUGCCCAAACAUGUGCUAGCAUUGAAGAUGCAGACUCAGAUAUUGCAGGGUUUAACUUUCCAAACUUGGGAAACAAUUUGAACAAAGCCUGUCAAGCAAGAGUUAGGGAGCUUGUAGUCCUUGUGGCUGGUUUUUGGAGCAGAAUAAGCAAGAGGAAAUUUAGGUUGAGGGUUUGUAAAAGGCUCGCAAUGCCACCAUAAAGAAUUCUGGACUUUCCCUACUGCAGUGGAAGCCAUCAUAGUGUGAAUAUUUGCUUUCUUUUCUGAGACAGAACUUCCCUUAAAUGACAGUUGCUGGUGAUGUGCUGCAAGUUGGGCAAGAAGAUGAAUAGACUUGAAGCAGAAGUAUUACUUAAGAGGCUGUUAGAACAAUCAGACAGUGGUUGUGGGGGUAGGGAGGAGAGGACACUGAAAGAGCUCUUUUCCCAGAGCCCAAGAUCAAGCACACACAGGUGGCAAUGCAUGUAUACCAGCAACCCAAAUGGUUUGUGUAGAUGAGCAAGCCUUUUGAUGCUUCCAGCCAAGGGGGAGGACAGGAGUUCAGUGGUGAAAAGUAGGAAAACAAAUUAGUUUUGGUUUUUGAGCUUAAAGAGUCUCUCCAGCACCCAGGUAGUGAGAUCUAACAGACCACUGGCAUACAGGAUUGGGCUCAGGUCAGGGAUUUUGGGAUCCCUGCAUAGGUUUUACUCAACUUUGGGGAUGAGUGAGAUAAAGAGGGACUGUGAAGAAAGGCAUGCAUGAUCAGAGGCUUGGGAACCCCACUGUUUAAAGGCAGACCCAGGAGAGACUGGCUGCUAGAGCCAAAGAAGGGGAGAACACAGCAGCAAAUGCACUGAGGGAAGGGGUUUGGGUUUGUCAAAUUAGGUUUUAGUUAACCACAUAGAGGGCAAAUUCAUAGGAGUAUGGGGCUUGAAGGUAAGAAGGAGUUGCAGUAGUGGGAAGGUACUAUGUUUCCAGAAGUUUUGCUGUUGCGAGGUAGAGUGCUCAGUGGACAGAAGCCUUGUGGCCCUCUUGGAUCCUCCACUGCUUCUCCUCUCCUCCACCCUGAAGGGUACCUGAAUCACUGGUACAUGAACUCCUUUAAUCCUCAGAAGAACAUAGUUUUUUUUCCCAUGGUAUCAAAGAGGAAAUUGAGGCUCAUAGGGUUUCAGAUUUGGUUAAAUAAAUCUGGAUGUGCACUCCAAGCAAGGAUCUUCUGCUCUCAUUGUCUCAUUUUCCCCACAUAGCACUUUGACAUUUUGGUUCCAUGUUAGUCCCCAUUUCACAGAAAAAGAAAAUGUGGCCUUGAUGUUGGGACACCUGGUGCCAUGUCCUCGUGGAGAGUCAGGUCCUGGGCUCUCAGUCCAGGGUUUUCUCAGUUCUGUAACCCUACAUUUCACAAAGCAUUUUCCCAGGUUUUAUUCCAUUUUGUGUUCAUAACAGCCUUGCAAGGGUAAAUAUUAUUGCUUUACAGAUGAUGCAGCCAAAAUUCUAAGUCAUAAAUGACUUGUCCAAAGUCAUACCAUCAGGGGAGCUGCUUUCUAAAGCACAGAUUCAGUUUCCAAAGUACAGACCCUUUUCUGUGUCUCCUUGUCACCUUCAAGAUGAAAUUCACACGUCCUAGACUGGCUUGAAGGCUAUCCACAGACCAGCCUGGCUGCUUCUUUGGCAGAUCUUUGGUCUCUCACACCGUUUGACCUCAAGCACAUCCCUGACCUUCCAAUCAUAGCAGCAUGUUCAACCAUUAAGUACAUGUGUCCAUCUAUACCACAGUCUGUGCCAGCCCUGCUGUGAUUGUUGGUAAGGCUGUGAGUUCUCUGAGGAUAGGGCCUGCAUCUGCUUCAUCUACACCCCAGCAUCCUGCACAGAAGGCCGCCGGAUAUAAAUAAAUGACAGAAUAAACAAAUGACAAUUGAACAUGAAAUCAGCUUCCCAAUCUCUCUUGUUAACACAUGCUUCUGGAAAUUAACUGCCUUCUGGUUAAUUGCUAAAGGAUCUUUGAUAAUCAGAGUUUCUGAAUUCUGCCCACAAUCUCCUCCUUGGUCCCUUUCAGAAGGAAGGGAGUUGGAGGUCUGAGUUACAGCCUCCUAGGGCCUAAAGAUUAUGUGGUUGACCCUGGCUGUCCCUUUUCUCCUGUAGGUGACCCACUCCCAUUGUGGAAUCACAUGGACUCCAUUGGGCCUGCUGGGUUGCAGCCUGGGGAAAGAGCCCUGGGCUGUCCCCAGGAGGGGUUACCCCUGCCCUCAGACAGCUCAGAGCUGGUACAGGAAUGUCUACAGCAAUUCAAGGUGACAAGGACACAGCUGCAGCAGAUCCAAGCCAGCCUCCUGGAUUCCAUGGAGCAGGCAUUGAAGGGACAGGCCAGCCCUGCUCCUGCUGUCCGGAUGCUGCCCACAUAUGUGGGGUCUACCCCACAUGGCACUGAACAAGGAGACUUUCUGGUGCUGGAGCUAGGGGCCACAGGGGCCUCACUGCGAGUCUUGUGGGUGACUCUGACGGGCAUCGAGGGGCAUAGGGUGGAGCCCAGGAGCCAGGAGUUCAUGAUUCCUGAAGAGGUGGUACUGGGCACUGGCCAGCAACUCUUUGACUUUGCCGCCUGCUGCUUGUCUGAGUUCCUGGAUGCACACCCCGUGGGAAAUCGGGGCCUGCAGCUUGGGUUCAGCUUCUCCUUCCCUUGCCACCAAACAGGCCUGGACAAGGCCUACAGCAUUGACGUGGUUGCUGUGGUGAACGACACAGUGGGCACCAUGAUGGGCUGUGAGCCAGGAACCCGUCCAUGUGAGAUUGGGCUCAUCGUAGACACUGGCACCAAUGCAUGUUACAUGGAGGAGGCGAGGCAUGUGGCCGUAUUGGAUGAGGACCGGGGCCGCACCUGCGUCAGCAUUGAAUGGGGAUCCUUCAACGAUCAUGGGGCCCUGGGGCCAGUGAUGACCACCUUCGACCAUGCCUUGGAUCAGGAGUCCCUGAAUCCUGGUGCCCAGAGGUUUGAAAAGAUGAUUGGGGGCUUAUACCUGGGUGAGCUGGUGCGACUGGUGCUGGCCCACUUGGCCCGUCGUGGCGUCCUCUUUGGUGGCUGUACCUCUCCUGCUUUGCUGAGCCAAGGCAGCAUCCGUCUGGAGCAUGUGGCUGAGAUGGAGGACCCCUCCACUGGGGCAGCCCGUGUCUACACAAUUCUGCAGGACCUGGGUCUGAGCCUGGAGGCUUCAGAUGCUGAGCUUGUGCAGCGUGUGUGCGCGGCCGUGUGCACGCGGGCUGCCCAGCUUUGUGCGGCGGCCCUGGCUGCAGUCCUGUCCCGCCUGCAGCACAGCCGGGAGCAGCAGACCCUCCAGGUUGCUGUGGCCACAGGAGGUCAAGUGUUUGAGCAGCACCUCAGGUUCCACAGCAUUUUGCAGGAGACAGUGAUGCUCUUGGUCCCGGAAUGUGAUGUCUCCUUUAUCCCCUCUGUGGAUGGAGGUGGCCGGGGUGUGGCAAUGGUGACAGCUGUGGCUGCCCGCUUGGCUGCCCACCGGCGCCUGCUGGAGGAGACCCUGGCACCUUUCCGGUUGAACCUGGAGCAGCUGAAAGCCGUGCAAGCGCAGAUGCGGGAGGCCAUGGCCAAGGGGCUCCGAGGGGAGGCUUCCUCUCUCCGUAUGCUACCCACUUACGUGCGAGCCACACCUGAUGGCAGCGAGCGAGGAGACUUUCUGGCUUUGGACCUGGGGGGCACCAACUUCCGGGUCCUCCUGGUGCGUUUGACAGAGGGAGGUGUGCAGAUCAUCAACCAGGUUUACUCCAUCCCUGAGUGUGUGGCCCAGGGCUCUGGGCAGCAGCUCUUUGACCACAUCGUGGACUGCAUCGUGGACUUCCAGCAGAGGCAGGGCAUGAGUGGACAGAGCCUCCCCCUGGGUUUCACUUUCUCCUUCCCAUGCAAGCAGGUUGGCCUGGACCAGGGCAUCCUUCUAAACUGGACUAAGGGUUUCAAUGCAUCAGACUGUGAGGGCCAUGAUGUUGUGCAUCUGCUGCGGGAAGCCAUCAAACGCAGACAGGCAGUGGAGCUGAAUGUUGUUGCCAUUGUCAAUGACACGGUGGGGACCAUGAUGUCCUGUGGCUAUGAGGAUCCCCGUUGCGAGAUAGGCCUCAUUGUCGGAACUGGAACCAAUGCCUGCUACAUGGAAGAGCUCCCAAAUGUGGUGGACAUGGCCGACGAGUCAGGCCAAAUGUGCAUCAACAUGGAGUGGGGAGCCUUUGGGGAUGAUGGCUCACUGGGCAUGCUCAGCACCUGCUUUGAUGAGAGUGUGGACCAGGCAUCCAUCAAUCCUGGCAAGCAGAGAUUUGAGAAGAUGAUCAGUGGUAUGUACCUGGGGGAGAUUGUCCGCCACAUCCUCUUGCAUUUGACCAGCCUUGGAGUUCUCUUCCGAGGCCAGCAGACCCAGUGCCUUCAGACCAGGGACAUCUUCAAGACCAAGUUUCUCUCUGAGAUUGAAAGCGACAGCCUGGCUCUGCGACAGGUCCGAGCCAUCCUGGAGGAUCUGGGGCUUCCCCUGACCUCAGACGAUGCCCUGAUGGUCCUAGAGGUGUGCCAGGCUGUGUCCCGGAGAGCUGCUCAACUCUGUGGGGCAGGUGUAGCUGCCGUGGUGGAGAAGAUCCGGGAGAACCGUGGCCUGGAGGAAUUGACAAUCUCCGUGGGGGUGGAUGGGACCCUCUACAAGCUGCAUCCCCACUUCUCCAGCCUGGUAGCAGCCACAGUACGGGAACUGGCCCCUCGCUGUAAAGUCACUUUCCUGCAGUCAGAGGAUGGAUCUGGCAAAGGUGCAGCUUUGGUCACUGCUGUUGCCUGUCGCCUUGCUCAGAAGACCCGUGUCUGAAGAAAUCCACAGGAACCCUGGGAUCUCAGCCCUAGUCUUGCCAGACCAGGGCCUGGACCUAGCCCGUCUUCAAGCCAGACCAGCCACCAGGGACUCUCAGAAUAGUCCAUGUAUGAUACCUCUGUGGCCAUCUACCCUCCCCGAUAGCUUUUCCCAAGAGAGGUAGCACAUGGGUUAGCAAUAUAUAUAUAUAAUUUAUUUACA